CGCAAUUUUCCUUACAUAAAAUGGAAAACUGGUACCAAAUUGGUGACAAAAAUAUUAGAAGAGAGGUCUGGCCAACCUCUCAAAUCAACAGUUCACCCGAGGAUAUAAAAGCCAUAGGUCCCCUGGGAAGUAUGUUGGCGAUCGUAUCAGGAGAUCCAAAGAGUCUUAAUACAGAUGAAGAAAAUGUAAAGUGUGUGCUGAGAAUAUAUAAUGGCUCAUGCGUUCUCGUAACAUCAGUGAAAUGGUACGUAAGUUUUGAAAACAUCCUGGCUAUCCAGUGGACUGAUUCACUAGAACUGGUUUCAGUAUUUACCAAUGGCUGUGUUAGGGUUUACUCAGCCCAUGGAGAACUUCUACGUUCAUUUUACCUUCAUUCGUACGGAGGGUCAACGAACAAUAGAAUUGAAGUGGACUUAACAAAGUAUAAAAUCUGGUCUAACGGGCUAGUUUUUAUCAAUUUUGGAAACCAAAGGCUGUACUUGCAAAAAGGGUUUGAAACCCAGAAUUCCUGGGUUGUUGAAUUGAGUGAUUUUGCAUUGUCAGUUACAGCCUUGGGAAUUGUUGCAAACCAUAAUUGGAAUGAAGUUUUGGUGAUAUUUUCCACUGUAAACGGGACAAACUACAUUAAAAUGGACCAUCUCAUGAAAUGCACAAAUUUUGAAGACUUCCAAAAAUACCUGCUGCAAAUUAAUCCAUGUACCUACACUCACAUAUCUACAUCUCCUUACCACUUUUUAUACACAAAUUUGUCAACCUUUGACCUAGAGAAUUUUAAUCAGGAACAGGAUACUAAUUUAAAUACCAACAAAAAGGUUAAAAGCAAUAAAUAUUUCAUAGGUAUGGGAAAUAACGAAGAAGGACUCCUUACAAGUUUGUGUAUAGAUGAUAGAAGCGUGAAAAUACUAUGGGAAAUUAAAAUAGACCCCUUUAACAACAUUUAUACUAUGAGUGAAGGAAUAUUGGCCCUAACUUUUACCACAAAAACGGACAACUUAUCAAAUGAUCCAAAGUCACCCAGCUCCCCGCCGAUAUUGGAUACUGAAAAUAAAGAAAAUAACUCAAAUAAUUUAAAUAGCGAGAAUGAUGAAACAGAACAGUUAAUUAGAAAAGAUAAGGAAAGUAACUUGAUUAAGCUGAUAUAUAACGCAGACUAUGAUUUGAAUAUUUACACACAAGUAAUAGACAUUUUAAGUGAUGUUGGUGGAGGGCUGAGAGUGUUUACAAGGAAUAAGAUGGAGUAUUUAGAUAUAGUUUCAAUUUAUAGCGAGGUGGCGUUAUCCCCAGACCGUUGUGAUGUUACUAAUAGUCUUCUCAGAACAUAUGAAAUGUUCAAAAACGGAGAUGAAAGUUCCUCAGAAUCACUCUAUUCAAUACGAGAUAAGCUACAUAGAGCAAGCAAGAUAUGUUUGGAGGCAUCAAAAGACCAGUGGAAUUUUGAAACUGCUCUACUACUAAUCGAAUUUUCUAUUUUUUCAUCAUCAGUCAACUCUUUAAAUAACCCAAGUAAUGUGAAUGACAACACUGAGGAAGAUGCUAUUUCUGACCAAAAGUUUAAAAGCACAGAACUUGUUAAAGAAGAUGAAUUGAAAGGAGAUAGAGGGCAUAUAUUAAUAAUAUGCUAUUUGAGGGUAUGCAAAAAUCUAGUUGAGUAUAACAUAUACACUAACAUUAACCAACUCCUGUUAUUCGGACUUAAGCGUUUAAUUGUCCUGCUAACAAGCCUUAAGUUGUAUUUGUUAAGCAUAAGAAUAUGUGAAUUUUUCAGAAUUAGCCCAGCAUUGGUCUUACUGGGGUGGAUUACAACAAGGAUUAAGCUCGGAACACAUUUAACAGAUUCUGAGCUUUAUAACCUGAUUUCAAGUCGACUUGACAAGUACCUAGGAACUGUUUUAUCGUUUUCAAAAGUUGCCCAGGUAGUUUUUAAGCAUGGAAGAGACGUUCUUGCAUUGUCAUUUAUAGAGCGAGAGAAAUGUCCAUACAAGCAAUUUAAGGUUUUAAUAAAGUGGAAUGAACUUAGUAGGGCUGCAAAGGUGGCAAAUGAGUGUGGCGACCCAACUCUGAUAAACUUCAUAAUUUUAAAGACCGUCAGCAAUAACGAUAUUUCUAACAUAAUAACACUAUCAAAUGAGUAUGGCCUUAUCAAGAACAUGUUUGUUCAGCAGCUGCUUUUGAGUGGCAAUGAUAAGGUGCUGCAGGUAUUUUACGAGAGGACGAACCUCGUCUUUGAAGCUGGCCUCAACAGUAUAAACAUAUAUAAUCGUAAUAAUCCAUUUCUAACCAGCAGAGAAGGAGGUCGUGAUGGGAAAGACAAGAGAGAUGACCUUAAUAGGGAGAGGAAAUACAGUUUAAACUAUAGUAACGGCUACUUUGGAAAUAAGACCAACGUCGAUGCAACAUUUUGGCAUGAGGCUGUCAACAAUGAAAUGGUCCUUCUGGAACAUCAAAUUAACCUCGAGAACACUCAUGAAUCACUUAAAUCUAUCAGGUUGGUCGGCAGGAGCCUGAUGGAAACAAUUUAUGAGCUUUACAAGCUGAACUUAACCAAAGAGGUUGAGGUUCUUGUUAACACCUUCAAGUUACCUAUUAAUCAAACUCGGUGUACAAAAAUCGCGGCCUACCACAAAACUCACAACGUCCAGGAGCUGUUUAAUCUUAUUCAGGACAAACAGUUUUCCAGUGUUUACAUUAAGCCCAACUUUACCUACUUCCACCUACUUUUGCAAACUCUCAUUAGUCUAGGUGCCAACUCUCACGUUGACACUGUGAUUCACGGCAUGAAACCUUCUCAGCAGAACUACUGGCGAAAUUUCGUCAACCAGUUCAAUAAAAACUAAUUUUUACUAAGUUA
Theileria parva strain Muguga is the source of this 2848-nucleotide messenger RNA. RefSeq names its product Vacuolar protein sorting-associated protein 16 (gene vps16). Gene Ontology annotation, cellular component: endosome; HOPS complex; lysosomal membrane. Gene Ontology annotation, molecular function: actin binding. Bases 21 to 2834 code for a protein of 937 amino acids. Gene Ontology annotation, biological process: endosomal transport; intracellular protein transport; vacuole fusion, non-autophagic. The record is from RefSeq and is a predicted model, not a curated record. The transcript has a single exon. Lineage: Eukaryota; Apicomplexa; Aconoidasida; Piroplasmida; Theileriidae.